Molecule: messenger RNA, 4264 nt
Organism: Oreochromis aureus
Lineage: Eukaryota; Metazoa; Chordata; Actinopteri; Cichliformes; Cichlidae
Product: B-cell receptor CD22-like
Exons: 11
Coding region: 165-2228 (687 amino acids)
Source: RefSeq, a predicted model, not a curated record
GCUGCUUCUGUAAGCUGUUGUUUGGUUCUUCAAAAGCAAAUUGUGCUUUUCAUGAGCACAGCAGUCUCUGCUCCUGUUUUUAUGUGACUGCUUUAUUUUCACGCACUUUACUGGUCUGCUGGAGUGUUACUGUCAUAACAGACAGACAAGCAAGAGGAACAGCAAUGGUUUCAACAAGAGCACUCAGCCUUCUUCUUGUUGCCCUUCUUUUCUCUGUUCAAGUGGUGCAGAAUAAGGCUGGCUGGGGAGUGACUUACACUACAGCUAAGAUAUGUGCCUCCAAUGGAUCAACAGUGGAAAUGAAAUGCACCUACACAUAUCCUGCAGGGUAUACCGUUACAGAAGAAUUCUGGUGUUUUGAAAACAACGAGAACCUCAAAGGCAACUUAGAUUACAAAGAUCGGAUUCAGUACAACUGUACUGAGAAAAGUUGCACUAUGAAAAUGGCAGACUUGAAAUGGACAGACUCCCGUGAAUACAGGUUCCGUUUCAUAACAGACAAAACUGAAGGAAAAUAUACUGGUGUACCUGGAAUCACUUUGUCUAUCACAGCUUUGCAGGUAGAGGUGACAAAAAUAAGAGUAAAUGAGUCUUGUACCAAAGCGGAGCUGAAGUGUAAGAGCAGCUGCACCGGAGAUGUUUCUUAUGUCUGGCUCAAGAAUGGAAAGGAGGUUACAGAAGAAAAUCCUUACAUAACCAGCCUUCAGUUUAAUGACAGCAUCUGCUGUGCUUUGAAAGGACAAGGAAAAUACUGCUCUGCUUCACUGUAUGCUCCAAAGCUUCCCUCUGUGUCAGUGAGUCCCUCUGCUGAGAUAGUGGAGGGCAGUUCAGUGACUCUGACCUGUAGCAGUGAUGCUAACCCAGCAGCUAAUUACACCUGGUACAAGGAGGGUGGACAAACACCCCUGUCCAUUACAAAACAGCUCAGCUUCCCGUCGAUUCAGUCAUCCGACUCUGGAGUGUAUAACUGCACAGCACAAAAUGAGCUGGGAAUCAGGAAAUCCAAACAUCUUCUUAUAAAUGUAAAAUAUGCUCCAAAGCUUCCCUCUGUGUCAGUGAGUCCCUCUGCUGAGAUAGUGGAGGGCAGUUCAGUCACUCUGACCUGUAGCAGUGAUGCUAACCCAGCAGCUAAUUACACCUGGUACAAGGAGGGGCUAUUCCUGGCUUGGGCACCUGAUGGCGUUCAUCAUUUCACCUCAAUCAGCCCUGAGAACAGAGGAAACUACUCCUGCAAGUCAGAGAAUCAGUAUGGACAGAUCAACUCUUCACCUGUGUUUAUAAAUGUCCAGUAUCCUCCAAAGCUUCCCUCUGUGUCAGUGAGUCCCUCUGCUGAGAUAGUGGAGGGCAGAUCAGUCACUCUGACCUGUAGCAGUGAUGCUAACCCAGCAGCUAAUUACACCUGGUACAAGGAGGAUGAACCACUGCCUGUAGGACCAGAGGGCGUUCAUCAUUUCACCUCCAUCAGCUCUGAGGACAGAGGAAACUACUUCUGCAAGUCAGAGAAUCAGUAUGGACAGAUCAACUCUUCACCUGUGUUUAUAAAUGUUCAGUAUGCUCCAAAGCUUCCCUCUGUGUCAGUGAGUCCCUCUGCUGAGAUAGUGGAGGGCAGUUCAGUGACUCUGACCUGUAGCAGUGAUGCUAACCCAGCAGCUAAUUACACCUGGUACAAGGAGGAUGAAGACUCAGCAAAAGCAUCAGGACACAACUUCAUCAUUGAUAAGUUUAGUCCUGCACACAGUGGGGCUUACCAGUGUAAAGUCCAGAACAAGCUGGGAUUUCAUAGCUUGACCUUUCUCUUGGCUGUUGUGCGGUUAAGCGGGAAUGACACUGAAAUGUGGAAAGUCAUUGCUGGAACAGCGAUUGCCAUUCUUCUUGUUGUCGUACUCAUCUGGAUUUUAUUCUCGAUAUGGAAAAAGGAAAUCCCUAGAAAGCUCCCUGAGCCUACAAAAAGCCCAGGCACAAGUGCACAGAAGCAACCAGUAGAGCAGAAUUGCAACCUUCACUAUGCCAGCAUUCAGUUUUCUAAGAAGCAGACAGAUCCUCUCUAUUCCAACAUCAAAUCAAAGAAGCACAAGGAAGAAGAGGAAAAUAAAAUCCAGUAUGCUGCCGUUAAAGUUGCCAGUGUCAGUGUUGCACCAAGUAACAGAAACCAAGAAACUGAGGAGGAUCCAGCUACACUGUACAGCAGCAUCAACAAAGCACUCCAAAAAUAUAUGAACCAGAAUUAGAAACCACAAUACAGAAACCAACCCACUCUGUUUUUGUUAUGAUACAUGGUACAAAACAGUGCAUCCAGGAUACCAAACUUUGCUUCACCUAUUCGGAAGUAAAGUUCUGCAGAUACACUGUAUCACCAUAAGUGAUACAGUGUAUCUAACCCUAACCCUAAUCCACCCAUCCAAAUCAUUGAAUUUCGGUGUUCCAAUCACAUCCAUGUCCACAGGUGUGUAAAAUCAAGCAGCUAGGCAUGCAGACAUUGUGAAAGGAACUGAUGCCACCUGUCCAACAAGUUCAGUCAUGAAAUUUCUUAAUAAAGUCAACUGUUAGUGGUAUUAUAACAAAGUGAAAGUGACUGGGAAUGACAGCAAAGUGUGAGUAGAGGUAAAAAUAAAGUGGGGGUCAGUGGAUGCUGAAGUGCAUAGUGCGCAGAGGCCGCGAGCUUUCUGCAGAGUCAAUUGCUACAGACCUUCAAACUUCAAGUGGCCUUAAGAUUAGCUCUAAAACAGUGCACAGAGAAUCCCAUGGAAUGGGUUUCCAGGGCCGAGCAGUUGCAUCCAAACCUUACAUCACCAAGUGCAUUGCAUAGUGUCGGAUGCAGUACUGUAAAGCACACCACCACUGGACUCGAGAGCAGUGGAGACUUGUUCUCUGGAGUGAAAAAUCAUGCUUUAUUGAAGAACCUGACUAGCUGUACAGUCAAGUCCUGCACUGUCCUCACCCCAGUAGAACAGCGGUACCCAACCUUUUUUACACCACAGGCCGGUUUAAAGUCAGACAAUAUUGUCACAGAUCGACCUUUAAGGUGUCGCAGAAAAAUACAACAAAAUAAAUGAUAUGGUGUUUUGUAAAUAAAAUGAUAAACGCAAAUUCACUGUGUAAUUGUGUAAAUUUAUUAGCAGCGUUCUCCUGAAAUGCAACAACAACAUUGAGAGUAACAUCCUCCUCUCUGACCCUUAAUGCUCUCUGGUCGCUAUGGUAAUGUGUAAACAUUUCUUUCAAAAUAAGACACACAACUCCAACACGGGAAAAGAUCCAGGGAAACCGAGUUAAUGAUAACAACCCUGAAAUCCAUAAAUUCCUCAACUCUCAUGGCCCAGUACCAAAUGACUCACGGACUGGUACCGGUCCGUGGCCUGAGGGUUGGGGACCGCUCAUUUAAAGCAUAUGGAACAGAGGCUGACUGGCUCACAGAUGAUGGGUAGGAAAAUGCUUGGGCCAAAGGGAUGACAGAAUUCAGUUUGACAGUAUGGGAAAAAUGAUUUAGAGAGGAGACUGCAAGGCAGGCUUUCUCACCAACAUCAGUGUCUGAUUUCACAAAUGCACUUUUGGAAGAAUGGUUAAAAAUUGCCAGAAACACACUCCUAAACUUUGUGGAACACCUUAUCAGAAGAGUUGGGAUAUGAAGUUCAUAUGCAGACAAGCGAAUACUUGUGUAACGUAGUAACGUACGUUUCAGCCCUGCUGGAAAAAAAAGGAACAGUUUCCUUUACAGUCAUGGACAUCAAGAAUUUGUUUGUAUCGGGCCUGUAUUAUACCCCAAUAAUGCUCUAAUUUUGAGCAAGUGUCAAAACAAAAUUAAUUCUAUCAAAAGGAUUUCUUUUUGGAGUUUUUACUAUGUUAAUAAAUACAUCUACAAACAUACUAUUUCAGCAGCAAUUGCUUCCUUAAGAACAUGGAUGUUCUGGCGAAGAUGUAAUGCUGCCACUAGAUUCUAUUAUAUCAUGUUGUGUUUUACUAAUACAAACUGUAUCCAUAGUUGAUUAGUAACAGAGUUUUGUAAUGUAAACAUUUACUUUGCUUUGACAGUUUUUUUCAGGAACAUUGAGAGGCAUAGAAAAGAAACAGAGGACCGAAUGUGGAUAAAAAUAAAACAAAACAGGAUAAAAGACAAAACUUACUGAACAAACAAACUGGUGUGACCAUGUUGGUUGUUGGUGUCAUCAUACAAGUAUAUAUAUCUUAUCGUGUAGUUGGAGGUCAAAUGUGCUUGUAGAAUUUGUAUAUAUAUGUUAGUGCAAAAAAAAAAUAAAGAAUGUUAGGCAUG